AUGGCGAUGAAUCCUCUGAAAGGUCUCAUGUCGGUUGCAGCGAACCACCAGCUGGACUCCAGCUCCGCAGCCGAGCCGCAGAGGCAGCAGCCGUGUGCAGCCGGCAGCACAGCAUCCCUGCUCGGACACAGGCAGAGCUCACGCAGCAGCCGCGAGCCCAGGAAGUGGGAGCAGUCUGUGUGUGGGUCCAGGUCCAACUCUGGAUCUGGUUGUGGGUCUAUGGUCCAGUCCAGGACACUGAGGGGUCAGCACUCCCCUGAAAAUGCAGCGCGAGAGAGGAGCCGCGUACGCAACCUGCGGCAGGCCUUCCACAGCCUGCAGGCUGCUCUGCCCUCCGUCCCACCAGACACCAAACUGUCCAAGCUGGACGUUCUGGUUCUGGCAACCAACUACAUAGCUCAUCUAACAGAGACGCUGGACCAGGGAGGGACGCUGGCUGAGCACGCCCUGCCGUCCAGGCCGGGAGGAUACCUGCAUCCUGUUAAGAAGUGGCCCAUGCGUUCCCUGCUUUACUGUGGCAGCGUGGGAGAGCUGCUGUCAGGAGUCCCGGCCAAUCAGAUGCCACCUGGACGGGAGGAGACACACCCACUGACCUCCACCUUAGAAGCGGAGCGAGAGUGAAAACAGAGCCUGGGAUUGAACUUUCUCCCAGCUACUCAUCUCUAACCAGCCAUGUUGCUAUGAAAGAGAUAAUGUU
This is a messenger RNA of Plectropomus leopardus (leopard coralgrouper), 697 nucleotides long. RefSeq names its product transcription factor 23 (gene tcf23). Gene Ontology annotation, molecular function: DNA-binding transcription factor activity, RNA polymerase II-specific; protein dimerization activity; RNA polymerase II transcription regulatory region sequence-specific DNA binding. NCBI's taxonomy places the organism in Eukaryota, Metazoa, Chordata, Actinopteri, Perciformes, Serranidae. Gene Ontology annotation, biological process: regulation of transcription by RNA polymerase II; developmental process. The record is from RefSeq and is a predicted model, not a curated record.